UUAGCAACAGAGCAGAGAUUGGAGGAAAAACUGUGGUGCUGGUGGUGGGGGGAAAGAAUCUCUUGUUCGGUCCGGCUUGUCGGGGAUGACGCCUCCUUGGGGGAUGAACCGAUGCAGCACAGACAACUGCCAGCAUGAAGAACAAGCGGUUACUUACCCAGUUUACAAAUCUGUGCAUAUUUCUGCCUUGAAACAGAAUGGACUCCUGCAGUCUCUGUCAGCAACAUCCAAUGGAUGCAGAGAAGCAGAUAUUAGCGAAGAGGUGCUACAAGCCCGGGAAGAAUGGGAUGCUGUGGCAAGCAUCCAUCCAGGAGGAAUCGUGGAGAAACCUCUGGGCCCCAUACCCAUAAUCUCUUUCAAUGAAGCAUUGCAGUAUUUCCAAACAGCAGAUCUCUCAGACUGCAGGAAAAGAAUCCAGCCGACGGUGCAAAGGAGAGGAUUGGCUGCCAUUGCCCAUUUCUUCUUUGGCCCUCCCCGUCUCCAUCAGCAGCUGCAGAGUGAGCGGGACUUAGCCCUGGCAAUCGCCCAGUGUGGCUUGGAUAAUAAUGAAAAAGUCCACAUGAGGAUCCUGCAAACCAUCUACAAGAAAUUAACGGGCUCCCGGUUUGAUUGUGCCCGUUAUGGAGCCCAUUGGGAGGAUCUAGGAUUUCAAGGGAUGGAUCCUGGCACAGACCUACGCGGAACUGGAUUGCUAGGAUUAAUGCAAACAUUAUAUUUUGUAAUGGAUUCUCGGAUAUUACCUGUCGCUCGAGAGAUUUUCAAGCUAUCCCAUCAUGAAACACAGAACUUCCCUUUCUGUGUGAUGUCAGUCAAUAUCACUCGCAUUGUAAUCCAGGUACUGAGGGAAGAACGCCUUUCUAGAGAAUGUAAUCGAAGACAGCAGGUCAUUGCAGUGCUAAACGACUUGUAUGUGGCUGUGUUUUUACGCCUCUUCAACAUCUGGAAAACGCAGCAAAAGACCAUUUGUGACUCUGGUUUUGUUCUAAAAGAGCUGGAGGCAUUUGCUAAAAGGAACCCAAAGCAGUUACUGAGACAUUUGGAGAUGUACCUGAACGGGAGCACUGCUUCAGGAGGGGAAGAUGGCAUCCAGGCCCGUGCUUUCUCCUCGGAGGUUCUUGGUUCCAACUUAAGCUCUGUUACCAUUGACAAUAAGGAGUUGAAUUUCACCGGAGUAGGUGACCUGCUGGCCGAGGGUGAACAAAACAGCUGAUCUGGAUCCAGCAAGGACGCGAAAGUCCUUGUCCGCAACGAAUCGAAGAAACCGGUUGAUGUGGUCUCCUAGUGGCUGUGUGACCCUGCUGAAAGUGGGCUCCGCGGAGGGCGGGAGGUUCUCGAAACGCUGCUAAAGUAGACGCGCAGGGCUUCAGUUUUGGGCCAGAGCCGCGGAAGGCGCCGUGAGAAACCCAGGGAUGGAGUCUGAGAUCAAGAGCAAACUGCUUCAUUCUUAGAAUGGAGCAAUCUGGGCAGGAUCUGUUCAUCCCAGUCAGUAGUGCUGAAGCUCUGAUAUGGCCCUUUUUUUGCAGUGGGAACGUAAACCCGAAGUUUUGAAAUCCUCUUGCACGCUGAAAACAAAAAAGUUCUUCCGGUUCCCAAGGUUUUAAGUCUUACGAGGACCUCGGUUUUGUUGAGAGCGAAGAGAGAUGUGUUCCUGUAUUGCUGAAUCUGAGCUAGAGUGAACCUUGAACUGCGGCACAGUCCAGAGGCUAGUUGUGGGCCCAGAUUUCCUCCAAUUAGGAUUUUAUCUGGUAAUAUUGGAGACGCAAAGCUGCUGAAUCCUUUUAUUCCAUCAAUUGGGAAGCAUUGCUUCUCCGUCGGUGUGUGCCUGCUGACAUAUCAACCCACAAGUGUGGGUUUGGUUUUGUUAAAAACAAAAACGAAAACCAAGCUCGUCAACAGGAACUAUUAGAUCAGCCUUCCCCAACCUGGUGCCCUCUAGAUGUGUUGGACUACAACUCCCAUGAUGGGAAUUGUAGCUCAACACUUCUGGAGGGCCCCAAAAGAAAGCUACCCUAGACGUGCUGAAAACGGCGACUGCCCAAUGUGUAUGCUGUUCAGGGUGGUAACCGAAAUCCAGCAAUGACGUUCAGAAGCCACCUGAAACCAUGGCUUUAACCAUGGUGGUUAAGCCAGAAAGCCAGGCUGUGUUCAGAAGACACCUUAAACCAUGGCUUUAGCCAUGGUGAAUAAUCCAAAAAGCCUUCUUCACCGCGGUUAAAGCCAUGGUUGGUGUCUUCUGAACACAGCCCUGCUUUAUGGCUUAACCACCAGGGUUAAAGCCAUGGUUUAAGGUGGCUUCUGAAUGGGGCCAGUGGCUGUUUAAAAACUUAACCAUACGGUGGUUGCAACUGCAAGGCAAAGCCACCUGUGUCCUCCAACCACGUGAUAACGGCAUUCACCGGCUUCCCAGAUUUUUGGGUGGCCAUGGACAGUGCCAGUGGUAGUUGCCCUACCAUGCGACUGGAGGCUUUGGCUGCCUUUCCUUGUAACAUUGUGGAAGCUGCCACGGAAUGAGCAUUUAAUCCAAUGCCAUGGGGUUCUCUGUGACCCAUUUCCACCCUGCGGUACUCUCAUUUGGACGUUUGGUCCGGCGCACCAGCUGUAUGUAAGAGUUCUGGUCCUGGCUUGGUGACCAGCCUUUCCAUUAAACGUACUACAAUCUUCCAA
This is a messenger RNA of Elgaria multicarinata webbii, 2664 nucleotides long. RefSeq names its product ELMO domain containing 3 (gene ELMOD3). The record is from RefSeq and is a predicted model, not a curated record. The transcript is spliced from 11 exons. NCBI's taxonomy places the organism in Eukaryota, Metazoa, Chordata, Lepidosauria, Squamata, Anguidae. Bases 86 to 1210 code for a protein of 374 amino acids.